Messenger RNA from Corylus avellana, 1087 nucleotides. RefSeq names its product SHI-related sequence3 (gene SRS3). NCBI's taxonomy places the organism in Eukaryota, Viridiplantae, Streptophyta, Magnoliopsida, Fagales, Betulaceae. Gene Ontology annotation, cellular component: nucleus. Gene Ontology annotation, biological process: positive regulation of DNA-templated transcription. The record is from RefSeq and is a predicted model, not a curated record. Gene Ontology annotation, molecular function: DNA-binding transcription factor activity; DNA binding.
UCUUUGUUACUUUCUCUUUCUUCUUCUUCUUCUUCUUCUCUCCUUCUUCUCCUUCUUUUAUUUAUUUUAUAAUAUUCUAUGGUUUUUUGUGCUGGGAAGAGCAGGACUGUUGUGAGGAUAUGUGGGAUAUAUUUUAAAUAAUCCCAUAAUUGGUAUGGCGGCGUUGCAGUUGUGCAAUCUAGUUUUAGCUCUCUUGAGGUUGAGGAGAUGUGAAAUGGCUCUCAAAUCUUUCAAAACUCAAUACUAAGACAGCAAGGAAGAGGAUGAUGAUGAUGAUGAGGUGCCAAGAUUGUGGGAACCAAGCGAAGAAGGAUUGUGUGUACAUGAGGUGCAGGACUUGCUGCAAGAAUAAAGGGUUUCAGUGUGAAACGCACGUGAAGAGCACAUGGGUUCCUUUGUAUAGGAGGUGCCAGAGGCAGCUACAUCAGCAACAUCAGCAACAGCUUGCAUCUGUUCUUCCACAGCACCUUCAAGGACAUCAUAACCCUAAAAAAAGGCUCAGACAAAUCCCCUCUUCAGGGUCAAAAGAUCAGGGAAAUCUUCCAGCUGAAGUGCGCACCAUGGCGGCAUUCUGCUGCAUUAGAGUGAGUUCAAUGGGGGAUGAAGUUGAUGAAUAUGCAUAUCAGACAAGUGUGAAGAUUGGAGGGCAUGUAUUUAGAGGAAUUCUGUACGAUCAAGGCCCUGAGAGUCGUGACAAUCCAGGUGAAGGCUCUUCUCUUGCACUUGAGCAGCCAAAUCAUGGCAAUGCUGCUGCCCUAGCCCCUUCAGCUUCAACUUCAGCUAACGCACAACCAUUGAUUCUUCCUUCUCCAUCUUCUCUCUUUCACUUUAAUGCUUUCAUGCCCGGUACGCAAUUUCUUCCACGCCCAAAAUCUUAGAUCAAAGAGAAAACUGUAAGGAAAUACUGUAGAUAGCUCUUCCUUUUCUAGCUAGCUACCCAAUAAUUAUCAUGAUUUUGAGAAACAAAUUAAGUGGAGGAGGGGGAUGAAAUAUAGUCAUUCAUGAUCCCCUUAAUUAAUUCCCUCCUCGAUCUCUUGUUCUAUAUAUAGAAAUAAAUAGAAAGGAAAGCAAGGGAGCUUAAUCUUGA